CUAGGCGGAAAUGGAUCUGCUUCGUCGCUUCGGCGCUCUGUUAGACAACGACGACAUCCCGUGGAAGACAAUCAUCAUCACCUUCGGUGUCGCCGAAUAUGCCCUCGAGACCUACCUCGCCUACCGUCAAUUCCAAGUUCAGCAGAAGAAGACAAUUCCCCGGCAGCUGAAGAGCGAGGUUGAUCAGGAGACUUUUGAUAAGGCACAGAGCUAUGGAAGGGCCAAAGCAAAAUUCGAAUUCGCGACCAACACAUGGGGCGUCGCAAAGAAGCUGGCAGAGGUCCAAUACAAUAUCAUUCCGCUGCUCUGGCGUGUCUCUGGCACUCUGGUUGCGAAAUACGGCACAUGGGGCUUGACUGGAGAGAUCACUCAGUCUCUCGUCUUCAUCUUCGCCAAUGCCUGGAUCGACACGCUUCUCGGCCUGCCCUUCAGCUACUAUCAUCAUUUCGUCCUGGAGGAGAAAUUCGGUUUCAACAAGCAGACCGUCAAGCUGUGGCUUACCGACAUCGUGAAGUCUCAAGCCAUCGGCAUUGCGUUUGGUGUGCCCAUCGGAGCCGCCUUCCUCAAGAUCAUCCGGGCUACAGGUGACAACUUCUUCUUCUACAUCUGGGUCUUCCUGCUCUUCGUCCAGCUUGGUGCCAUCACCAUCUACCCAACCGUCAUUGUCCCGCUCUUCAACAAGCUUACUCCUCUCCAGCCAGGCGAUCUCAAGGAUCGAAUCGAUGCUCUUGCCGGACGCCUCCAAUUCCCACUUGGUGAGCUACAAGUCAUCGAUGGCUCAAAGCGUUCCUCCCAUAGCAAUGCAUAUUUCUCUGGUCUUCCAUAUCUGAAGAAGAAGAUUGUGCUUUACGACACACUCAUCGAACAACAGGAGACCAAGGAAAUUGAGGCAGUGUUGGCUCAUGAGCUCGGUCACUGGAAGGAGAAUCACACAGCCAAACUGCUCGGCAUCGGCUCAACGCAUCUCUUCGCUAUCUUCGCCCUGUUCAGCGCCUUCAUCCACAACAACUCCCUAUACAAGCACUUCGGCUUCCCAACUGAGCGACCCAUCAUCAUUGGCUUCAUCCUCUUCAACAUGGUUCUCUCGCCCACUGAUCACGCCUUGAAGCUGAUCAUGAACACAAUCACACGAAAAUUCGAGUACCAGGCCGACAAGUUCUCGUACGAUUUAGGAUACAAGGCGGAACUCGCAAGCUCUCUCAUCAAAAUCAACAUCAAGAACCUCUCUUCAAUGGAUGCCGACUGGAUGUACAGUGCUUACCACCAUUCGCAUCCCAUCCUCACCGAGCGAUUACGCGCUCUUGGCUACUCUUCGGAACGUAAGGUGUCGAAGGACAAGCCCAAGGUUGCUGGUGAAGCCCCCGAAAGCAUUAAGAAGUCAGAGUUCGCAAGCCAGGCCAAUGGUGACAGGAAGGAGCUGUAGGAUGGCGCCUCCGAGCAUCAGGAUCAGGAUGAUGGUGUCAAUGGGCAUGAGAGCAAUGCGACAGUCGGACCUCCUGUGUUAUCUAAUAAUCCCUCUCCCGUGUCUCGACUUCAGACAUGGUUGGAGUUCACCCUCGACCUCUACAUCAAAGUCGCCGGCCUUCCGAUUCUGUUCUGGGUCUAUUGCGGAGACACAUGUGGCUGGGCAAUUCCAAAUGUUCGCCGCGCCUCUGCUCGCCUGUAUGGUCCAGUCGAUGAGUUUGCAGGCGAAGACCAUGACAGCGUCAUUGGUCAUUGAUGCCACACUCCGUGAGUAGACAUCCGUCUCCUGUAGGUAUAGCAGUAGCAUAUCUUAGUAUACACCGGCUGUGAGAACCACUUUCUAUCGAAGAGGCC
Pseudocercospora fijiensis CIRAD86 is the source of this 1818-nucleotide messenger RNA. RefSeq lists its product as uncharacterized. Gene Ontology annotation, cellular component: endoplasmic reticulum membrane. The coding region runs from base 11 to 1423 and encodes 470 amino acids. Gene Ontology annotation, biological process: CAAX-box protein processing. Gene Ontology annotation, molecular function: metalloendopeptidase activity. The transcript has a single exon. The record is from RefSeq and is a predicted model, not a curated record. NCBI's taxonomy places the organism in Eukaryota, Fungi, Ascomycota, Dothideomycetes, Mycosphaerellales, Mycosphaerellaceae.